CUCAGCUAGAGUCAUUAAGUUUUACUUGACUUCCAAAAAGUGAACGUAGGUUAGACUUUCUCCAACUCUUCAUCCUCACUAAGAAAGCGUGUUGCCAUCUUGUGAGAAUAAGAAAUGACAGCAACUGAACUCCAAGAAAAUGCACAAACAGUGAGACCUCGAAGAUUAAUGUGUCUCUUCAACAAUAUCAAGUUCUUUGUACUGUGUCAUGGAAUGCUACAGCUUGCUCAGUUAAUGGUGUCUGGCUAUCUAAAGGGGUCCAUAACCACUAUUGAAAGAAGAUAUGGAUUUUCAAGUCAAAAAUCAGGAUUGUUGGCAGCUUUCAAUGAGGUGGGGAAUACAGUUCUGAUCGUGUUUGUUAGUUUCUUUGGCAGCCGGGUCCAUCGGCCAAGAUGUAUUGGAAUUGGAGCAAUGAUUGCAAGUGUGGGAGUGUUCCUUAUCACAUUGCCUCACUUCAUUAGUGCAAAGUAUGAAUAUACAGAUUCCAAUAGCUAUGUCAAAGAGAAUAGGUCUGGCAAUUGCCAAUCAGAGAGCAUAUUCCAAAGGAAAAUGGAAGUGUCUAACCAGACAUGUAAUAAUGAAAAGACUGAUGCUUACAUAGGAGUGUAUCCAAUACUUCUUUUUGGCCAGUUACUAUUUGGGAUUGGGGGAGUCCCCAUACAACCUUUUGGGAUUUCCUACAUUGACGACUACGCAAAAACAAGGAAUUCACCCUUCUACUUAGGUAUACUCUUUGCAGUCACAGUAAUAGGGCCAGCAUUUGGCUACAUGAUGGCAUCUCUCCUGCUUCAUUUGUAUGUUGACAUUGACAAGAUGUCUUUUGAUAAAAUAAUUUUGAAACAUGAUGACCCCAGAUGGGUUGGAGCUUGGUGGUUGGGAUUCAUUGUGGCUGGCACACUCCUAAUCCUGACGUCUUUGCCAUACCUGUUUUUCCCCAGAAAGAUGUUCAGAGAGGAAAUUGCUGAGGUCCAGAAGGAUCCAUCAUCUGAGAAAAUACUGGAGAAGACAACCAGAACUGAAGCAGCAACUGAAGUGUCUCUCACUCAGUUCCUAAAAAGCUUUCCCAAAAUCACACUGAGAACUAUACAGAACCCAAUUUACAUGUUGGUUGUGUUUGCUCAGGUGAAUCUUGCUGCCAUGGUGGCUGGAUUGGCCACUUUUAUGGCCAAAUUCAUAGAGAGGCAGUUCACACAGACGGCCGCCUUCUCCACCAUGAUGAUAGGCGGUUUAAAUAUUCCCUCUGCCAUGUUGGGCAUUAUGGCUGGAGGGGUUAUCAUGCACAGGUUGAGUCUGUCCAUAAAAUCUUCAGCUGCAAUGUGUACCAUAGCAGUUCUCAUCAGCAUGUUCUUUGCAAUUCCACUUCUUUUCCUUGGCUGCCCCACACAAAGAAUCUCUGGCAUCAACCAUACUGGAAAUGUCUCAAUUCAGCAAUGCACCAAUUCGUGUUUGUGCUCUGAUGAGGCCUUCGACCCUGUAUGUGGCUCAGAUGGUGUGGAGUUUCGUUCUCCUUGUCAUGCUGGAUGCAUGACAGGAAUACCCUGUAAUAGUACAGACAAAGUCUUAAACUACACAGACUGUAGCUGUGUGUCAUCAAGUGGCUCUCUGGGCUUUGCAUUACCAGGAACAUGCAAAAGUGGUUGUGCCGAUCGCCUCAUCUCCUUCAUGAUCCUCUCCUCCAUCACAUGCUUUGUGGCUUCACUUUCUCAUACUACAUCUUUCAUGAUGAUACUCAGGACUGUGACUCCAGAAGACAAGUCUUUUGCCUUGGGAAUACAGUUCAUGCUGUUUAGAGUGCUUGCAUUUCUCCCAGCACCGGUGUUGUAUGGCAGUGCCAUUGAUUCGACAUGCAUUUUGUGGGGAAAGAAAUGUGGAGAAAAAACAUCAUGUAGCUACUACAAUUUAGAUCUUUUCAGACACAGAUUUCUGGGACUCCAGAUUUUCUUUAUAUUUGGUGGCUUCAUCUGUUUCCUCCUGUCUUUUCUGAUGCUUCGAAGGAAAAAUUCAACCCAGCUACAAAAUGAGCAGAUGAAGAGCCAGACUGAAAGUGAAAGCUCCCCAGAAAUGAAAGAUACCAUACAGUCAUUGGGCAAUUCAAAUGGACACUGCAGUACACAAAAACGUCCUUAGAGAGUAAAGAUUAGACAGAAGGAAUGUCCAUUUGUAGGCCUUAAGGUAGUAAGGCGCUAGAGAUCUUGAGAUUGGUCUCUCAACUUUAAUUAUUAACAGCCUGACUAUGUGUCAUAAGCUAAAAUUGGCCACGUUUAUGACAAUGACGAAACCAAACUGUGAGUUUGAACAGCUGUCUUCAGUGAGUCAUGAUAAUGCAGGGAAUAAUAGUUCUUCUGCCAAAAGCACAAGUGACCACUGUAGAAUAUUGUGUUUGUAAAACACAUCUCUUCUUAUAUAUAUUUACUUAGUUUAGACCCAGUAAGUACAAGUAGCCAAAAAUAUUGAUAUAGAAUUUCUGUCAUUUUGGUGCCCUUUAUUUAUUAGUAUAAUGAAAGUUAUACUAUUAGUAUAUCUGCAUAACGGUCACCCAAAAGACUCCAAUGGUUUAAUCCAUGGCUUCUGAAGUAACUCAGUUGAUUUUGGGUGAGAACAGGUCAAAAUAUAACUCCUUUUUCACAAUAAAUAUCAACAUCAGCAGUUUUCUUGACAAAUCAUGAUUUCAAGCAUGAUUACUCUUCCUAGCACCAUCUAACAUUCUGCAAGCUUGAAAACGUAAUUUGGUUAUAUUUUGGUCUGUUCUCACCCAAAACUGAUAUACCCUUCAGCAUAGGCCUGUUUGCUUACUAAAUAUUUUAUCACAUUUGUAAGUUUUGUGCUUUUUUGUCACUUUGAAGUGUUCUGCUACAGUAUAACCCUGAUUGAAAAUAAAAUGUCAGUUUUCGUAAAUGGAUUGUGACACCAGACUUUUUAACUAUUUAACUGUACUUUAUCAAAGUAAUAAUUAUGUUGGAUAGGUUUUUAUUUUAAAUAAAAAUUCUAAUUAAAAAGGAGAAUAUGUGUACAUGGGAAAACAUGAAAAUAGCAUGUAAUAGGGGAAAUUACUAAAUAUCUUUUUAAAGACGCAUCUUUUUAACCCUCUGGGGUCUGAGGGUGUUUUGGGCCCUGGAGAAGUUUUGACAUGCCUUGACAUUUGUGCUUUUUUCAGUUGUUUAAAAACAUAUUAAUGGCUACAGUCUGAUAACAAUGUAUUCAGCAUGACAUUCAGCAUCAACCCUUCUACCCUAAUGGUGUUUAGUGUUUGUUUGUCUCUACAUGUUUGGUCAUUGCUCUUCAUGCAACUUCAUGUCAUCAUGUGCUCUCCUGUCAUUUUUAAAGUGAUUAACAAUACCUUAUCAAAUAAAAAGUAGAUUUUCACAGUUUCAGAAUGUUAAUAUCAAGUGUAUUAGUUUUUUUUAUUGUAAAUUGAACAGAUUUCUUUUUUUACAGUUCCAGCAUGGUCAUGUAAAUUAUAACAGUUUUAAACUGUAAAAUUUACAUAAUUAUUCUGGAAUCCACAGCUGCCAUUUUUUGUUGUUGUUGUUGUUGUAAAAACAACUGGAUUUUGCUUUACAGUGUAGCUGUUCUACAUGGAAAAGCCACUAGGAGAACAGGUGUAAAGUAUCAUUGUUAUAUAAUUGUGUUACAUAGGUCCAAGGUCGCAUAGAACUGUCUGGGGUGAACUUGACAAUGUGCUUGACCCUUGUGAAUUUUUUGUAAAAAAGUUGUAUAUAUUGAUAUAUUUCUUACCCACACCUAGCGU
Molecule: messenger RNA, 3748 nt
Organism: Xyrauchen texanus (razorback sucker)
Lineage: Eukaryota; Metazoa; Chordata; Actinopteri; Cypriniformes; Catostomidae
Product: solute carrier organic anion transporter family member 2B1-like
Exons: 15
Coding region: 115-2127 (670 amino acids)
Biological process (GO): bile acid and bile salt transport; transmembrane transport; sodium-independent organic anion transport
Cellular component (GO): membrane
Molecular function (GO): protein binding; bile acid transmembrane transporter activity
Source: RefSeq, a predicted model, not a curated record